GCAGUAAUAGACAAUGGCACAAGUUAAGAUGCAGACUACAGCAAACCUGUCCGGACCUACCAUGUCCCCUAUGGUGCUACCCCUACCAGCUACAACUACAAAUACACUGGGUCUGCCGUCCUCAAUGAAUGGGUCCAUUUCGGAAUCAACUGCCAGCUGUAGCAGUCCUACUGCCGGCCUUGUGGAUCCCACGCCUUCUAGCAAUUCACCAGCUCCUCUCCAAGAUAACAUGGCAAACCCCAAAGAGAAAACUCCAAUGUGUCUGGUAAAUGAGUUAGCCCGUUUCAAUAGAAUUCAACCCCAGUAUAAGCUUCUGAAUGAAAGAGGGCCUGCUCAUGCCAAGAUGUUUACAGUGCAGCUGACUCUCGGAGAACAGACCUGGGAAGCUGAAGGAAGCAGUAUUAAAAAGGCCCAGCAUGCUGCUGCUAGCAAAGCAUUGAAUGAAACUACCCUACCCAAACCAACGCCUAGACCACCCAAAAAUAAUGUUAACAAUAAUCCAGGCAGUAUAACGCCAACAGUGGAGCUGAAUGGUCUGGCUAUGAAAAGAGGGGAGCCUGCCAUCUACAGGCCACUAGAUCCAAAGCCAAUUCCCAAUUAUAGAGCAAAUUAUAAUUUUCGGGGCAUGUACAAUCAGAGGUUGAGAGUCUGUCCUGCAGCUGAGGGACUUCUGCAGCACAGCCCCAUCCUACGAGCCACGCUGGGCACGGGCCCUGCCACACGGCACAGCCUGCGCCGACUCUGGCUGGCAGCAGCGUGGGUCACUGGCUCCUCGAUGCGCAGGAUCCUGCCCCUCUACCCAUCGGGAUCGCUGUGCACCUCCUACCCAGCCUCACCGGAGGGAAGUCUGGAGGUGUUUGCACAAAAAGUAGGAAAACAUUCAUGGGAUAUAGAAGGCGUCAUCGCUACACAGGAAGAUCAAGAUAUGCAGGAAGAGUUGGAUGAUCGUGAGGGAUGA
Tauraco erythrolophus (red-crested turaco) is the source of this 958-nucleotide messenger RNA. NCBI's taxonomy places the organism in Eukaryota, Metazoa, Chordata, Aves, Musophagiformes, Musophagidae. The record is from RefSeq and is a predicted model, not a curated record.